GUUAGUUCAGACAAAAAGUGUGCCUCUUUUCCUGCUCAUGGAGAGAAAACAGUGAGAUUUGAUGCUAAUGAUGGAUCCAUGGACAUAACCCAAUGUCACACUGUAAACAUUGCCAGAGCUGCACAGUCACAGGUUGUUGGUUCAAAUGAACAGUGUGCCUUUUUACCUGCUCAUGGAGAGAAAGUGAGAUUUGGUGCUAAUGAUGGAUCCAUGGAUAUAACCCAGUGUCACACUGUAAACAUUGCCAGAGCUGCACAGUCACAGGUUGUUGGUUCAAAUGAACAGUGUGCCUCUUUACCCUCCCGUGGAGAGAAAACAGUACAAUUCGAUGCUGAUGAUGGAUCCAUGGAUAUAACCCAAUGUCACACUGUAAACAUUGCCAGAGUUGCACAGUCACAGGUUGUUGGUUCAAAUGAACAGUGUACCUUUUUACCUGCUCAUGGAGAGAAAACCGUGAGAUUUGAUGCUGAUGAUGGAUCCAUGGAUAUAACCCAAUGUCACACUGUAAACAUUGCCAGACAUGCGCAGUCACAGGUUGUUGGUUCAAAUGAACAGUGUGCCUCUUUACCCUCCCGUGGAGAGAAAACAGUACAAUUCGAUGCUGAUGAUGGAUCCAUGGAUAUAACCCAAUGUCACACUGUAAACAUUGCCAGAGUUGCACAGUCACAGGUUGUUGGUUCAAAUGAACAGUGUACCGUUUUACCUGCUCAUGGAGAGAAAACAGUGAGAUUUGAUGCUGAUGAUGGAUCCAUGGAUAUAACCCAAUGUCACACUGUAAACAUUGCCAGACAUGCGCAGUCACAGGUUGUUGGUUCAAAUGAACAGUGUACCUUUUUACCUGCUCAUGGAGAGAAAACAGUGAGAUUUGAUGCUGAUGAUGGAUCCAUGGAUAUAACCAAAUGUCACACUGUAAACAUUGCCAGACAUGCACAGUCACAGGCUGUUGGUUCAAAUGAACAGUGUGCCUCUUUACCCUCCCGUGGAGAGAAAACAAUACAAUUCGAUGCUGAUGAUGGAUCCAUGGAUAUAACCCAAUGUCACACUGUAAACAUUGCCAGACAUGCACAGUCACAGGUUGUUGGUUCACAUGAAAAGUGUGCCUCUUUACCUGCUCAUGGAGAGAAAACAAUACAAUUCGAUGCUGGUGAUGGAUCUAUGGAUAUAACCCAAUGUCACACUGUAAACAUUGAUGGACAUGUACGAUUGCAGGUUGUUCGCUCAAGUCAAAACUUUGCCUUUAUACCAAACCAUGGAGAGAAAACGAUGAAAUUCGAUGACAACGAUGGUGCCACGGAUAUAACCCAGUGUCACAGUGCAGAUAUUGACAGGUGUGCACAAUCACAGGUUGUUACCUCAGACCCAACCUGUGACUCGAUACCCACCUGUAGAGAGAAAGCAGUGGUAUUUGAUGUGAAUGCUGAAGCUGUCGAUAUAACCCAAUGUCACAGUGCCGACCCUGCAGCUCAUGCAGAGAUGCUGGUGGCUGAUUCUGUGAGCACAGAAGCAGAGGAUAUGGUGACAGCAUGUCGAGAUGUUGGCAGACAAAGUGGCUUUAUCGAUGAACCAAGAUCACAGAAUGGUGAAGAGGUUUUGGGUUUUGUUUCUGCUGUAAUGGAGAAAUCACUCAAUAAGCCCCUGGUGCACAGAGAAAAGUUUAAUGGAGGCGCAUCCUCUCGCAAACAGAGUAUAAAUCUGGAUGUAACUGAAGUUCAGACAGACCAUAUUUUGGAACAGCCGUGUAGAGAUGAGCCUCUUUCUUCAGUCAAAGACCUCAGUCCACAUUGUGACCAUUUGAAGGGAACUGAGGUGGAGUCCCACAAGGGCUCUUCUAACUGUAGUGUUGUGACAGCUGCAGAUGGUCUAGAUUCUGUUUGCCCUCAAGAAUUUCAGAAUGUGCACAAUUCCAUUAGAGCAAAUCAAACAAUUAUAGCACAGAAUUUGGAAAAUUCACCAGGUGCUGGUGCUGUGGUCCCUGAUCCUCCCAACGUACCAUCACAGAAACGCGAGUCAACUCGAAUUAGUUUAGCUGACCUUCGGUCAAAAGUUAGGCGUUUGAGCCACAUCAUAAAUGAAGUUCCUGAAAGUGUGGCAGUGGACAACUGCACUGUCCCUCUGUCUCAAAUGGACGAACACUUGGACAGCGAUUCAAUCAAAGUCCAGCCGUCUGUGGAGUCUGACCUUGACUUGGGUGAGGGGGAUACUGGAGAUAAAAAACUUAAGCAGUCAGCUGCAACUACAUCUGUACCUUUCAACUUGAAGACACAACAACUCAUGUCCAAGCUGUCAAUGGGAAGCUUUAUGCCAAAGCUUCCCCAAAGAAGCAAAUCUAUUCCACCAAAUGAAGGGGACUCUCGCCAUACCACUUCUACUGAAGAACAUACAAGGACAAACACAAUAGUUUUUGAUAAACCACUGAAAAAUACCAGUGAUGAGCAGAUCAAUAUUUGCGAUGAAGUGCUUGGAAGUGAUGAAGAUUUGUCAGAAACGCUGGACACGAGGAGUCCUCAGAACAUGCUAGAAACAGGGUUGAGGCCUCCUGAAGGGCUCAAUGAGGAUGAGACCCUCAUGGAUGACGUGUUUGAAGAGAAUGCUCUUAGCGCCACUCGUGGAAGAAAGAGAUUGUCAGAUGAUGAAGCUAAUGUGGAGGCUGAGAAGAGAAUGAGGCCUUCCGCUGAUGGGUCGACCAACAGCACGGUUGAAACGAGACCACAGUUUCCUGUCGUGGAGUGUGACAGUAACAUCACUACGGCCGCAAAUGUCACCACUCAGACCACCGAUUCCUACAGUAGUGGUCGCACAGCCAGUUCUGGAUAUGAAACUACGUUUGAGUCCACUUGUAAACCCAGCCUGUUUGAGUCCCAGCUGGAAGACUACGCAAGCGACGAACCAAAGAAGUUGAAUGAUGGAACCAUAACUGUGUUGGAGUUCUUUAAACUCUUUAACUUGGACUUUGUCAUUCAUAAUCCUCGGCAAAGUGUUAUCUCGGGCAAAUUUGGAUUGCAGGUAGACUGCACACCAAUGGAUUUAUUGAGAGACAAGCACAUCAGUCGUCCUAAACAGAUGGUUUAUGAAACAGAUGUUUUGAACCUUACCGAAAAAGUGGACGGGUUGAAAAUCCGAAGGCGCGACCUUCAGAAGCCUUUGAAGACUGUGAAUCGACCUCUGUGGGAAGAAAUGAAAAAUUUUUCAGAGAAAGAGCUCAGAUGUUUUGGGGCAACGCUGAAGGAGAGAAAUAAGUUCUUCAGGACGGCGAGCAAAGUUCAGUCACAUGAAAUGAAGGAGGUCCUGUACUCGGCUCUUGUUCAGGCUAACCAGGAUGAGCAACAGAAGUUGAGCUCAACCAUAGAGAAAGCAGACAAGAUGUUAAAAACACUUGACAGUUGUAUUUCUGAGUUGGAAACAGAACUUGCAGCAGUUGAGGAAAGUGGCUUUGGGGACCAGCCGAGUUUGAAGUUUUGUCAGCAAGAGCUGAAGAAAGUCACUGAGGCGUUGGCUGACAAUGACCGAAAAUUAAAUGAAGUGGGACUGCAGAACAAACAGGCUUCAGAUAAAGCAGAGAGGAUCAAAUCUGAGACAGAGAAACUGGAGAACCACAUCAGCAUGUUGCAAACGAUCAAUGAGUGGAAGUUGGGGGAGAAGACUGACAGCUGCACCGUGUACACUUUCCUUUACAACACCCUGCAUCUACAGCUGGACUACGAAAAAUCUGAUGGAAAAGAUGCUGAUGAGUCACAGCGUAAAAUGUCACACAUCACUUUUACGUUUCUACUUGAUGAGGAUAAGUCGGCGUGCCACGCCCGUCUUGUUCAGAAUUUGCUCUCGCUGUACUUUGGGAGAGAAACUGCCUGGGUCAACAAGUAUCCAGAUCAUAGUUAUGUUCCAAAGUUGCUCCAUGAUGUAAGCCUCGUGGUGAGUCGCUGUCGUCUGCUUGGUGAGGAGAUACGUCUGUUGAAAAUGUGGGGGGGCCUGAGGCUCGAUAUCCUGGUCAUUAGCUGUGUGGAUACUCAAGUGCACAUCGUCUUCAGCAGUUUGAAGAAAAUGUCAAAGUUCGAGGUCGUCUUCGCUGUCAGUUUGACCGAACACGUCUCUGUCCAAGUACAGAGCUUCAAAAACAUCAUUGGAAACACAGCGAGCCAACAGAUCGAAGAAAUCGUGGCAUCGUUCCUUCCGACCAAGAAGCUCCUGACAAAAGUUGUGAAGAAGAUUCACAAGAACCUGCUCUGCUGAGAAGCUGAAGGUUUUUUGGACUGAGAGCAGCAGUUUUCAGAGUCGCCUCUAGAUGGUGACGGAGGCUGGUGGCAGUCUGUCCGCCGUAAUGACGACUGCUAAAAGCUGAUAUUCAGACACGUUUCUGUGUAGAACUUUAUAUUUCACUCUGAUUUCUUCGUCUCACCUGUAGCUCAGUGUAAAUUUUUAAAACAAUUAAAUGUGCUUUUGUAUUAUAGAACAAUAUAAUAUUACUGGGAAGGUAAGUAUGUAUUUAGCAAUUAUUUUCAAGAUGUGUGUUCUUUGACUUUUUUGGGGGUGGGGGGGUAUAGUUGUUUUUUUUUUUUUAAAUUGAUGCAUUCAUUGCUAAAUAAAAAGUUUACAAUAUUCAAAUCACACACACGAUGUUUGUUAGUUGAGAUCCAUGAGACUG
Molecule: messenger RNA, 4639 nt
Organism: Thalassophryne amazonica
Lineage: Eukaryota; Metazoa; Chordata; Actinopteri; Batrachoidiformes; Batrachoididae
Gene: knl1
Product: kinetochore scaffold 1
Exons: 19
Coding region: 79-4227 (1382 amino acids)
Biological process (GO): cell division; attachment of spindle microtubules to kinetochore; protein localization to kinetochore
Cellular component (GO): nucleus
Source: RefSeq, a predicted model, not a curated record